AUGCUCGGCGACGAUGAGGACGUGUUCGACAGCGUAACCUGGGAGUCGCCCGCCGCGCCCGCAACGUACGAAGGCACCUCCGCCGGCCUCUCUGGCCCCGGGUUCAGGCAGAGCACGGCUGAAAGCGAGGACGGGCGCGACCCGCACGACCCCAAGUGGGAGGGCUAUCUCAUUACCAGCGUGAAGGAUCCCGUGAAGGAGCUCGCGGAGACCAAGGAUGCCUACGUCUCCUAUCUUGUGACUGCGAAGACCAACCUUCCUAUAUUCUCAACACCAAACCCUACUGCUAGGAGGCGGUUUCAAGACUUCGUGUUCCUGCGAACACACCUCGCGAAGGACUUCCCUGCCUGCGUUGUCCCCCCUUUGCCAGACAAGCACAGACUCGAAUAUGUGACAGGAGACAGGUUCAGCCCGGAGUUCAUGGAAAGGAGGAGACUUGACCUCCACCGCUUCCUACAACGAUUGGCUCGCCACCCGACACUACAGAGGAGCACCCUGCUCCGGGCGUUCUUUGAGUCGACAGAAUGGCAUGUCAUCAUGCACCAACACGUCGCGCACCCGCCGGUGGAGCCCUCGUCCGGGGUGAUCGACAGCAUCUCCGACAGCCUGCUGAACGCGUUCUCGCGCGUGCGCAAGCCGGACGAGCGCUUCCUCGCGAUGCGCGAGAGCGUCGACAAGUUCGAGGAGGGCAUCGCACUCUCGGAGCGGCUGUACAGCCGCGUGCGGAACCGGACCAACGACGGCAAUCCCGAACCGGGUGAAGAUCUCACGGGCGACUACCACGACCUCGCCGUCGCGGUACAAGGCCUCGGCUUCCUCGAGUCGGGCAUUACGGACCCGCUUAACCACUUCUCGAACACGCUCCUCGAGUUCUCUGCUCUCUUGCGCCACAACACGCAAACGUCGACGGAUCCGUUCCUAGUGCAUCUGCACUCGCUCAUCCAGUACUCGCACGCGAACCGCGCGGUGCUCAAGCUGCGCGACCAGAAGCAAAUGGACUUCGAGGAGCUGUCCGAGUACCUCUCCGCAGUGACAGCUGAGCGCGACCGGCUCGCGGCGGUGAUCAGCGGUCGCGCCGGGAGCACUGGCCUCGGGCUGGGCGCGUACAUCAAGGACAGGGUGGACGCGCUUCGCGGGCAGGACGACGAUCGGGCGCGCGUGGAGCGGAUGCGCAAGCUGGACACGAAGAUCAAGGAGCUCCAAGACGCGGUGACGACAGCGCACGAGACGUCGGACGCGUUCAGCGACGAGACGCUGCGCGAGCAGGCGAUCUUCCAGCGGGCGAAAGACGCCGAGAUGAAGGAGAUGCUCGGGAACUACGCUGACGGGCAGAUCGAGUUCUACAAGGCGGCCAUGGAGGAGUGGGACAGGAUUAUACCAGUAAUUCAGCGCAUACGCGUGGACGUUUAAUCUACGGCGCCGCCACCGGUCCGUUGUAUUUGUAUCCUGUUUACCCUGUUUUACGUGCGCGGUCAGUCGGCCCUCUGCUUCCCUUUUGACUCCGCCUCUUUGCCUAGAUUGAGUUUGUACUCCGAUUCCUGAACUGCAAGCGAGAGGUCUAUGAUACCCGUGUCGACCGCACGGACCAUGUGAAGCUCAGCGGCGUCGGUG
Messenger RNA from Trametes versicolor FP-101664 SS1, 1611 nucleotides. RefSeq names its product lipid binding protein. Bases 1 to 1410 code for a protein of 469 amino acids. The record is from RefSeq and is a predicted model, not a curated record. Gene Ontology annotation, cellular component: phagophore assembly site. Gene Ontology annotation, molecular function: phosphatidylinositol binding. The transcript is spliced from 10 exons. Lineage: Eukaryota; Fungi; Basidiomycota; Agaricomycetes; Polyporales; Polyporaceae. Gene Ontology annotation, biological process: autophagy; cytoplasm to vacuole targeting by the Cvt pathway.